Messenger RNA from Cyprinus carpio (common carp), 478 nucleotides. Its product is annotated as mitochondrial glutamate carrier 1-like. NCBI's taxonomy places the organism in Eukaryota, Metazoa, Chordata, Actinopteri, Cypriniformes, Cyprinidae. Gene Ontology annotation, biological process: aspartate transmembrane transport; malate-aspartate shuttle; L-glutamate transmembrane transport. The transcript is spliced from 2 exons. Gene Ontology annotation, molecular function: L-aspartate transmembrane transporter activity; L-glutamate transmembrane transporter activity. The coding region runs from base 33 to 383 and encodes 116 amino acids. The record is from RefSeq and is a predicted model, not a curated record.
AUAUGAGUAAAAUGCUAUUCUGACUAUAUUUCAUGUCUCUGACAGAGGCUCAGAGGAAGCUCAUUGGCCAGCAGGCUGGAGGAGACAGAGGCAAAGUGAAUGUUGUUCAGUUGAAGUCUCCCACAGCCCUCCAACUCUCCAGAGAUCUGCUGAAGGACAAAGGCAUCGGUGGUCUCUAUAAGGGACUGGGGGCCACUCUAUUACGGGAUGUGCCCUUUUCCAUCAUCUACUUCCCACUGUUUGCUGACCUGAAUAGCCUGGGCAGGGGGAACGCUGACGGUUCAGCUCCGUUUUACAUCUCCUUCCUUGCUGGCUGUUUUGCAGGCUGUGCAGCAGCUGUUGCAGUUAACCCUGUGGACGGUGAGAGGACCUAUGAUGUGUGAAUAGGUGCAUUUAAUGAGGUGUACUCCAUUUAAAAGUUUGGGGCAAUACGUUUUUUAUAUAUAUUUUUAUAUAUUUAUUAAGUGUCUUAUUUUGA